This is a messenger RNA of Ipomoea nil (Japanese morning glory), 1666 nucleotides long. RefSeq lists its product as uncharacterized. The coding region runs from base 68 to 1513 and encodes 481 amino acids. The transcript is spliced from 4 exons. The record is from RefSeq and is a predicted model, not a curated record. NCBI's taxonomy places the organism in Eukaryota, Viridiplantae, Streptophyta, Magnoliopsida, Solanales, Convolvulaceae.
CUCUUUGCCAAUAUCAUAUGGACAUCUCACAAACACUUUUCACUUUUCUCCCUUUUCUCACUGCAAAAUGCAAAUGCAUUCACCAACUUCAGCUCUUCCCAUACGGAGGAGCAGUGUAAUCGUCACCCCCAAUCUCCCCUCCACAUUCCCAAACCUCCAAAGAUUUCCAUUCCCAAAUCCAUGGAAUCGGAAAUCACUCUCCUGCAAAGCUGCUGCGUCUUCUUCUUCUUCAUCCCUUGGGGAUCUUGACCUCUACGAUCUUCUGGGCAUCGAUAGCUCCUCCGAUCAGGCGCAGAUCAAGCUGGCCUACAGAGCUUUACAGAAGCGGUGCCACCCGGACAUCGCCGGCCCGGCGGGUCACGACAUGGCCAUCGUACUCAACGAAGCCUACGCUCUUCUGUCUGACCCCAACUCCCGUUUCGUCUACGAUAAGGAGCAAUCAAAAUUUGCGGAUUUACGAGGCUACACAGGCAAGCCAAUAUACUCUGCAUGGUUUGGUCCAGAGAGUGAAAAUAGAGCUGUAAUUGUUGAUGAAGUGAGGUGUGUAGGCUGCCUAAAAUGUGCUUUAUUUGCUGAGAAAACAUUUGCGGUUGAAUCUGUUUAUGGACGAGCCAGAGUUGUUGCACAAUGGGCAGAUCCCGAGCACAAAAUUCAAGAAGCCAUUGGUGCAUGCCCGGUUGAUUGCAUCUCGGUUGUGGAGAGAUCGGACUUGGCAGCACUGGAGUUCCUAAUGUCCAAGAAGCCACGGGGAAACGUUAGAAUUGGAGCAGGCAAUACAGUUGGUGCUCGCACAUCAAGUAUCUUUGACGAUCUGGAGAAGUUCCAGGCUAGAUUUCAUGAUGCCAACACUAAUAAAUCUUCUAAAGCACAUUCCACGGUCUCGGAUGAACAAAGAGAUAUUCGAAACUCUGCCAUUCAAGCAAUCAGAGCAAUGUCAAACUGGCUAUACUGGCAAUCCCCCGGUUCUGGAAUCACUCAACUUCAGCGAAGCCUAGUACUAAUCGGGGGGAAGCCAAACGAGCCCAACAUUGAGAAGCUAAAAGCGGCUGCUGCAGCUAGGAAGCAAGGAAAGCUGACUAUAAGCGCCACUCACAUUUAUAGCGACGAGUAUUGGAUUCCAUCAAACCUUGUGCUGCCAGAGCCAACAAAGAUGAACACACCGGGCAGUAAAGCUUCACCACAGGCGUCUCGUUCUAAGAAACACAAGGAAUCAUCUGAGCGGGAUUCCCUGGCCAAGAAGCAUGAUCGAAGUAGGCCAUGGAGCGUGGCUAUUCCUGUAGUAACCGGUACUAUUGGAGCAGUUACAGUGUGGUUACAGAUUCUCGGGGGCGGGGAAGAGCUACCCAUACCCAGAGGACUAAACGAGCAUUUAGGUGGUUCUUUAGCAUUGGAUAUUGUCAAUAGCUCUGGGCUGCAGCUCAUUCUAGCAGGUGUUACUUGGUAUCUUAUUGGUUUAUACCUUACUGAACUGGUAGAAGCCCUUCUAAGUGUAACAAAGGGGCAUAGUAAAUAGUGCAUAUAUAUAUGAGAGGAAAGUUAUACAUUAUUUAUCCCUGUCCUCAGGUGUUUAAAUAAAUAUUUAGGGUACGUGACAAACUCUUGUAAGCAUGUAUGUUGUAUCUUGAUAGAAAUCUGUAUCUAGUAUAUAUAGAAAAAAUAUUGAAAA